Messenger RNA from Spinacia oleracea (spinach), 918 nucleotides. RefSeq lists its product as uncharacterized. The record is from RefSeq and is a predicted model, not a curated record. The transcript has 2 exons. Bases 48 to 539 code for a protein of 163 amino acids. NCBI's taxonomy places the organism in Eukaryota, Viridiplantae, Streptophyta, Magnoliopsida, Caryophyllales, Amaranthaceae.
UAGCACGAUCACCGUUGCCAGGACUCGACGAGGCGUACCAGACGGUUAUGAAUACCGAGACCAUGCGCGCCAAGGCUGCGAGAGGUCCGGAGAGUGUCAUGGCGUUCAAGGUCGAGACUAAGGCUCGGUCGAGGUCGGGAGAUGUCAGUGGCAGAUUUUGUGGUCAUUGCAAUCGUGAGGGUCAUGAGGAAGAAACUUGUUAUCAGCUGAUUGGAUUUCCUGAAUGGUGGGAUGAGAAGAAACGAGGUGGACGAGGGCCUGGUCGAGGAGGCAGGACGUCGAUUAGAGGAGGCAGAGUAGCUCGCGGGGCAGCGUCGUCGACCAGUGGUGUCGCUCGUGCCAAUGCCGUGAGCAAUGCCACAGGAGGGGCGACAACCACUGUGACGAGUGGAGACGGAUCGCAUGGUGCAGUGACGACAACCAAUCAUGAGCUUGUUGGGGUGACGAAGGAGCAAGUCCAGCAAAUAGUUGACAUCUUGUCACGACCUUCAACCAAGUUGCAAGGACCGCUCGACGAGGAUGGUGAUUGGCGUAGGUGAUCGACAGGAAGGACUAUAUUUUUUCCGUGGGGCUCCAAAGGUUCGUGUGCUAGCAGUGGAGUGUGUGGUCGACUUGUGGCAUCAACGGAUGGGGCAUCCGUCGGAAAAAGUGUUGCAGUUACUUCCUCAUGUGAGUCAUAAGAUUAGGAAGAAUAAAACAAUUUGUGAUGUAUGUCCGCGGGCGAGACAAUGUAGGGAGAGUUUUCCAGUUAGUGUUAGUCGUGCUAGUCGCACAUUUGAAUUGGUUCAUCUUGAUUUAUGGGGACCCUACAAGACUCCCUCGUCUUGUGGGGCAAAGUAUUUUUUUACCAUUGUUGACGAUUAUUCUAGAGGUGUGUGGAUUUAUUUACUGAAUAAUAAAAUGGAAGUUGCAUCGACA